This is a messenger RNA of Anopheles merus, 1006 nucleotides long. Its product is annotated as general odorant-binding protein 72-like. Gene Ontology annotation, molecular function: dibutyl phthalate binding; odorant binding. Gene Ontology annotation, biological process: olfactory behavior; sensory perception of smell. Bases 332 to 838 code for a protein of 168 amino acids. NCBI's taxonomy places the organism in Eukaryota, Metazoa, Arthropoda, Insecta, Diptera, Culicidae. The record is from RefSeq and is a predicted model, not a curated record. Gene Ontology annotation, cellular component: extracellular region. The transcript is spliced from 3 exons.
CAUAAACGGUAGAAAGCUGCCCCUGGACGCCCGUUACAAUCGUUCGUUACUGGGCCGCCCUAGUUCGUUCGUUAGUUUGUUCGGUCGCACGCAAACAGGGGAAGAACAGCGAGGAAAAGCGAUAAAUAUUAUAACCGUGUGUGUGCGUGCUUUUCUUUGGCUCAAACGGAAGAAGCGGAAGCAGAAAAGAGAGAAAGAUUUUCCCAAGUUUUUGCAAAGGAACGGUAUUGUGUUGCCAUCGCCGAAAGGGGAGAAGAUUUUAUGCUAUUUGUGCUUUUUUACACUUCUGUCGUGCAAAAAAAAGAAGUGAAUCUGAAGCGUUGAAACGUUGAUGCGAUCACUGAUAGCGGACCACCCAGCAAUGUCGUGGAAAGCGCGUAAUGUGAAAAGGAUUUUCCCACUCCGGAAGUGUUUGUGGAUUGGCAGCCUGUUGCUGUUGAGCACUGGGCCGGGCCUACCGCCCGUAGAAGGGAAAGCAACCGUAGAGCAGAUGAUGAAGUCGGGUGAAAUGAUACGGUCGGUUUGCCUGGGAAAAACCAAAGUCGCCGAGGAGCUGGUGAACGGAUUGCGCGAGUCCAAGUUCGCGGACGUUAAGGAGCUUAAGUGUUACGUAAACUGCGUAAUGGAAAUGAUGCAAACGAUGAAGAAGGGAAAACUUAACUACGACGCAUCGGUGAAGCAGAUCGACACAAUCAUGCCGGACGAGCUGGCGGGCCCGAUGCGGGCGGCGCUCGACAUUUGCCGCACUGUGGCGGACGGCAUUAAGAACAAUUGCGAUGCAGCGUACGUUUUGCUUCAGUGCCUGUCGAAAAACAAUCCUAAAUUUAUUUUCCCGUAGCUGAUGGCAAACAACACUUGUCGGUUAGGUUGCAUUACGUUGGUACGUUAGUCGCCUCGGCGGUAUGAACAUGUUACUUUUUCACUGAAUGUGAAUUAUUGCAACAAGUCAGUGGUGUCCUGUACAAAUUUUGGUGUCCUUAUUAUACGCGAAUAAAUAUUUUCAAUA